Molecule: messenger RNA, 846 nt
Organism: Erigeron canadensis
Lineage: Eukaryota; Viridiplantae; Streptophyta; Magnoliopsida; Asterales; Asteraceae
Exons: 2
Coding region: 1-846 (281 amino acids)
Source: RefSeq, a predicted model, not a curated record
AUGCUACAUAGCAGGGAUUUGAUUAAGCAACAUGUAUGGUACAUAAUAGGAGAUGGGAAGAAUGUAUCAAUGUGGUAUGAAAAAUGGUGUUUAGAGGGUCCAUUGAGUAAUUUCAUUACUAAAAGAAUGCUAUAUGAUGCAAGAAUGGAUGCUGGAUGGGAGGAGAGGUUUAAUAUUCUUAAGAAUAUUAAAAUCCCUAGUCUGCAGAUGGACAAAAAGGAUGAAUUAAUGUGUGUUACUAGAGAUAAUUUGCAAAUGAAAUUUAAUACUAAGCAAGCAUGGCAGGAUUUAAGGAAUAAUUGGCCAAGAGUUGAGUGGAAUGAUCCUAUUUGGUUUAAACAAUUUAACCCAAUACAUGCAUUUAUUUUAUGGCUUGCAGUGCAGGGAAGACUGAUGACUUUGGAUAGAAUUGAUAAAUGGAAACAGAAUGGUGUUGUGCAGUGUGGUUUAUGCAAGUCUGGAGAUGAAACCCAUGAGCAUUUAUUUUUUAAGUAUAAUUUCACUGAGCAAAUAUGGAGGAGUCUUAGGUCCUUCAGUUGGAAUUUGAGAAAUGUGAAUUCUAUACAGCAGAUGGUACAGGAGAUUGCUAAGAAUAAAGGACACAAUAAUAUUGGAAGUGUGGUUAAUAAACUAAUAAUUGUAGCUGCAGUGUACUAUACUUGGCAAGAGAGGAAUAAUAGAAUCUUUAAAAUGAAGAAGAGGAAUGAGGAAGCAGUGUGCAACAUUAUCAAAGAAAGUGUUAGUGUUAAAUUGAUUUCUCUGAAAAUUAAGAAUACUGAGAAUGUGAGCAGGAUUGGUGAGCAGUGGAGUUUGAGGUGGAAUGAUUUCUGUUUUGUGGCUGUUUGA